Molecule: messenger RNA, 1425 nt
Organism: Paecilomyces variotii
Lineage: Eukaryota; Fungi; Ascomycota; Eurotiomycetes; Eurotiales; Thermoascaceae
Product: BcPKAR, component of the cAMP cascade : PKA regulatory subunit
Exons: 1
Coding region: 1-1425 (474 amino acids)
Biological process (GO): regulation of protein phosphorylation
Cellular component (GO): cAMP-dependent protein kinase complex; nucleus
Molecular function (GO): cAMP-dependent protein kinase regulator activity
Source: RefSeq, a predicted model, not a curated record
AUGUCGUUCGAUACCCUUCCUCUCUCAUACAAAAACGAGAUAAACACCCUUAACCGGGAGGUUCUCAAACACCAGCCGUCAGAUAUCUUGCAGUUCUGCGCCAACUUCUUCCUGCGGCGGCUGGAGUCUCAGCGCGCUGAGUUCCUACUCGCUCAAGAGCAGUUUGGCCUUGGCCGGAGUCCUGGCCUCACCGGCCGCAGCGGUGAUAACAUGGCCGAAAGCACAUUUCCCGGGACCAAUCCCUGGGGAAAGAGCGGCAGCAACCUGUCAACCCCGCGCUUUCAGAUGAUCACAGAGGAGGACGAAUUCGACAUCACGUCACCGACAGACGCUACCUUUCAAGAGCUAAAGGACGCUCCGCCGUCAGGAGAGCUCUUUUCGGGAUAUCGCGCCGACUCCAACGAAGACCCCAUUGCAAGCAGCCAGUCUGAAGAGGAGAAUGAAGGAGGUGACUCGAGUGCUCCGCCCACAGGAUUCCGCCCUGCUGGGACGCCGAAUCAAGGAUUCCCCAACAACUACGCCCUGGGACGACGUACAUCAGUGUCAGCGGAGUCUCUGAAUCCUACGUCGUCUGGCGCGGAGGGCUGGAUGCCUCCAUACCACCCGAAGACUGAGCAGCAGCUUGGCCGAUUGAAGACAGCCGUGAGUGGGAACUUCCUGUUUUCUCACUUGGACGAUGAACAAUUCAAGACUGUGCUGAAUGCGCUGGUCGAGAAACCGAUUCCGGCCAAGGAUAUCAAGGUUAUCGCCCAAGGUGAUGCGGGAGACUACUUCUACGUUGUCGAGGAAGGAUAUUUUGACGUGUACAUUCAUCCUGCCGGUUCCGUGCAGCCCGGCCCCGAUGGCUUGGGCAACAAGGUCGCUUCAAUUGGGCCUGGCGGUUCGUUUGGAGAGCUGGCUCUCAUGUACAAUGCGCCUCGCGCAGCGACAGUGGUCUCGGCAGACUCCAAGUGCACCUUGUGGGCUCUUGAUCGCAUUACUUUCCGUCGGAUCCUCAUGGACUCUGCCUUCCAGCGACGUCGUAUGUACGAAGCCUUUUUGGAGGAAGUUCCGCUGUUGUCGUCCCUCAAACCGUACGAGAGGGCCAAGAUUGCGGAUGCACUCGACACGAUUAAAUAUCCUGCUGGCUCCACUAUCAUCUCUGAAGGUGAUCCUGGUGAUGCUUUUUAUCUGCUGGAAUCUGGCGAGGCCGAGGCAUUCAAGCGUGGCGUCGAAGGCCCCGUCAAAUCUUACCAGCGGGGUGACUUUUUCGGAGAACUGGCACUGCUAGACGAGAAACCUCGUGCGGCUAGUGUUAUUUCCAAGACCGAGGUUAAAGUAGCCCGUCUGGGGCGGGAUGGAUUCAAGAGACUCAUGGGACCGGUUGAAGAUAUCAUGAGACGGACGGAGUAUCCUAUCGAUCCGUCCAAGAGGACUUCAAUUUAA